This is a messenger RNA of Guillardia theta CCMP2712, 1476 nucleotides long. RefSeq lists its product as hypothetical. Lineage: Eukaryota; Cryptophyceae; Pyrenomonadales; Geminigeraceae. Bases 124 to 1476 code for a protein of 450 amino acids. The record is from RefSeq and is a predicted model, not a curated record. The transcript has 17 exons. Gene Ontology annotation, biological process: biosynthetic process. Gene Ontology annotation, molecular function: catalytic activity.
CCGCAUGUCGAGUGAGAGACUGGCCAUGGAUGAGUAGGAGGAGGAGGACGAGGAGAAGAAAUAGAAGCAAAGAAUGGAAAAGGUCCAUCGAUUGACUGGUUGCUGAUGGAGAAAUCAUGAGACAUGAACCCUAAAGGAAGGGAGUUGGGCCGAGCACGAUUGGGUGAAUCGGAGACAAGUAGAUUACGCAGGAGCCUCUUCGCCACCUCAGCUACUACUCAUGCCGAGGCACUGAAAGCGACAGCACAGGCCUUUGGCAAGCAAUGUGCCGUCAGGAGUAUUUGCACAUUCACAUCCAGUGAACGUGGAGGAAAUCAAGUGGCGGUCAUAGAAGACAGCGGAGAUGCUUUUGAGACGAGAGAAAUGGUGAGGAUCGCAGAGACAUGCGGCGAGGGGUUCGUGGUCUUCGUGAAGCCAAACAGACGACGAGUCGAUCCAUCAACCAAGAGCUUCAAGAUAUGCUUGCUCACGCCAGGUGGAGGAUGCCAUCGAACGAUGCUGGAGAGUAUGGCAAUCGCGAGCUUGUUCGACCUGGUUGAUCGCCGGCCUCCGGACCUGCCUCUUCUGACGGAGGGAUCAAAGGUUCGGAUCAGAGCUGAAAGCAUCGUGGAACAAGUCUGGCAAGUUGAAGUUUCAACAGAGAUUGACGACCUGGGGUGUUUCUGGAUAGAGGCUCCAUGCCCACGGAUAAUCUCACAAGCUCCUGAGAUGGAAGUCUGCGAAGCUUUGAACGUGAACAUGCUGGCCAUUCAAACAGACUUGCCCAUACAAGUGGUAGAGUGUGCAGCGAGACAUCUUCUUGUGCCAGUGAGAUCACGACGAGUCAUUGGUGACUUGGAUCCUCACUGGGAGCUCAUCUGUGAAGUCUGCAAACUGCUGCAUUGUGAGGAUUUUCACGUAUUUUCUUUGGAUCCUUCUGCCGGCGGACAUGUACAUACCAGGAAUUUCAACCCCAUGCAUCGAAUGGAAGAAGAAGCUGCGAGUGCUUCAGCAAACGCUGCACUCGUCGCAUACCUCCACGUGAACCGCAUCUUACCCAUCGAGAGCAAUGAGCGCAUCAUGUGCGAACAAGGAUACUCUUGUGGCCUCCGAUCGAAGCCCAGCAAAGUUUUUGUGAAGCUCCAGCUUGAAGCAGGAAAAUCCUCUUCGCUCAUUGGAGUGGAUGCGCCAGGUGUCACCCAGCAGAACAGCAUGUCCGGAGAUGCCACUGGCGAGGCGGUCACUAAGGAGCGGCAAAUGAUGAAAGGAUCGCGCUACAUCAGCAAUCAAAUGGACGAGACGCGCUUCAAUUUGCCAGACGACUAUUAUCAAGAGCAGGCUCGACGAGCCAUCGAGCUUCAGAUUAAGAUAGAAGCAGCGAAGCGAGCGGGGAAGGUGUACAAGGAAGAAGACAAAGAGCCAACCGCACCUGCAAUGCUGCCUCCCCCGCUUGCAUUGCCUGCACCGAUCUCGGUCGCGUUCAUUCAUGCUGGAUAG